AUGAGAACUUUGUGUCCGAAUUUCGAUAAUGAAGAUGGAUUGGAGACGGUUUUGGAGGUGCCUGUACCUGAGGAGAUGUUCAACAACAUGGGUAAUUCAAACGCAGCAAUGCGAUGGCAAAACAUGCGAAAUUGGAUGAAAACUCAACAACGAGGCGAAAAAUCCGAAAAUAACAACAACAAUGAUCAGUUCAUGUUGCUCCUUAAACUUGUUGGUUCUCCUCUUAUCCCUAUCCAGGUUCAGACAGGUCAUUCCAUGUCGUUUCCCAUCAAGGAUGGCUCCAUUGAAGCCUCAACAGCCAAAUACAUAGUCCAACAAUACUUAGCCGCAACCGGCGGACAAACAGCCUUAAACUCUGUCAACAGCAUGUACGCAGUCGGCCAAGUCAAAAUGAUAUCCUCCGACAUCCACCAAACCGGCGGCGCCGGCAGAGCCGGCGCCGGCGAAUUCUUCACCCACAAACGCGGCAGCGGUACUGGAGGUAACUACGAAGUAGGAGGUUUCGUCCUAUGGCAAAAGAAUCCCGACCUAUGGUUCCUAGAACUAGUCGUUUCCGGCAGCAAAAUCAGCGCCGGUUGCGAUGGAAAACUUGCAUGGAGUCAAUCAUCUUCACAUCCAUCUCAAUCUUCAAAAGGACCUCCAAGACCCCUUCGACGUUUCUUUCAAGGGGUUGAUCCAAGAUCAACGGCGAAUCUAUUCUUGAGUGCAGUAUGCAUAGGAGAGAAGAGUAUAAACAAUGAGGAUUGUUUCAUUUUGAAACUUGAAACGGGGUUGGAAAUGCUUAGGGCACAGAGCACGGUGAAUACUGAAAUUGUUCAUCAUCGGAUUUGGGGUUAUUUUAGUCAACGGACUGGUCUUUUAAUCCAGUUUGAAGAUACUAAACUUGUGAGAAUGAAAGCUGCUUCUUCUAGAGGAGGUUUGGCACCUAAGGAUGAUAAUAAUGUCUAUUGGGAAACUACUAUUCAGUCCAUGUUAGAGGAUUACAGGUAUAUUGACGGAAUUAACAUAGCCCAUGGAGGGAGGACAAGCGCGACAAUCUUUCGAUACGGAAGAUCAUUGAACCAUCGAGCUAAGAUCGAGGAGACGUGGAAAAUCGAGGAUAUUGAUUUUAACAUAUGUGGGUUGUCCUUAGACUGUUUUUUGCCGCCAGCUGACCUUAAGCGAGAUGCGACCGAGCAAGAUGAUCAGCAAGGGUUGGGUGUGUAG
Molecule: messenger RNA, 1206 nt
Organism: Impatiens glandulifera
Lineage: Eukaryota; Viridiplantae; Streptophyta; Magnoliopsida; Ericales; Balsaminaceae
Exons: 3
Coding region: 1-1206 (401 amino acids)
Source: RefSeq, a predicted model, not a curated record